This is a messenger RNA of Dromaius novaehollandiae (emu), 5250 nucleotides long. RefSeq names its product limb and CNS expressed 1 like (gene LIX1L). The record is from RefSeq and is a predicted model, not a curated record. Gene Ontology annotation, cellular component: cytoplasm. Gene Ontology annotation, biological process: autophagosome maturation. The coding region runs from base 107 to 1183 and encodes 358 amino acids. Lineage: Eukaryota; Metazoa; Chordata; Aves; Casuariiformes; Dromaiidae. The transcript is spliced from 6 exons.
CGCCCGCUCCCUGAGGUGAUCUCGGCGCCGAUUGGCGGGCGCGGGCGGUGAGUGACGGCGGCGGCGCGGUGGGUCCGUGCCUCGGAGCGGGCUGGCGGCGGCGGCGAUGAUGGAGUCGGUGCGAGCGCAGCGGCUGCAGCCCGGCGUGGGGACGCUGCGCUCGCUGCGCCCGGGCGUCACGGGCGGCCCCGCCGCCGCCGCCGCGGCCUCGGCGCCGCCGCCGCCCGCCCCUCCCCCGCCGCUGCUGCUGCCGCCCGUCGCCGCGGCGGCGGCGGCGCCUCUGCCCGCCGCGCCGCCCCCCGCCGGGCUGGGCCUGGGGCUGCCGCCGCCGCCGCCGCCGCUGGGGCUGCAGGGCCCCGGCGCGCCGCCGCCGCCGGGCGCCGGGCCGCCCGCCGUGCUGCGGGAGGCUGUGGAGGCGGUGGUGAGGAGCUUCGCCAAGCACACGCAGGGCUACGGCCGCGUGAACGUCGUGGAAGCCCUUCAGGAGUUCUGGCAGAUGAAGCAGUCGCGUGGAGCUGAUCUGAAGAAUGGAGCCCUCGUGGUGUAUGAGAUGGUCCCAUCCAACAGUCCCCCUUACGUCUGCUAUGUCACCUUACCAGGAGGGAGCUGCUUUGGCAGUUUCCAGUUCUGUCCAACCAAAGCUGAAGCGCGAAGGAGUGCUGCGAAGAUUGCGCUAAUGAACUCUGUCUUUAACGAGCAUCCCUCUCGGAGGAUCACGGAUGAGUUCAUUGAGAAGAGUGUUUCAGAGGCCUUGGCAUCUUUCAACGGUAAUCGAGAGGAAGCUGAUAAUCCCAACACGGGAAUUGGUGCAUUCCGCUUCAUGCUGGAAUCCAACAAGGGAAAGUCAAUGCUGGAGUUCCAGGAGCUGAUGACAGUCUUCCAGCUGUUGCAUUGGAACGGCAGCCUCAAAGCCAUGCGCGAGAGGCAGUGCUCACGGCAGGAAGUACUGGCUCACUACUCCCACCGCGCUCUGGACGAUGACAUAAGGAACCAGAUGGCCAUGGACUGGGUGAACAGGGAGCAGAAUAGCCCAGGGGCCCUUUCCAGAGAGCUGGCUUCAACGGAGAGGGAGCUGGAUGAAGCCCGCCUGGCUGGGAAGGAGCUGCGUUUCCAUAAGGAGAAGAAAGACAUCCUGAUGCUGGCAGCUGGCCAGCUGGGGAGCAUGCACUCCUCCAACUGCUAGACUUUGUAUGCAAGUCGUUCUACUCCCCCAGGCCUACUAACACCUCCACACUGACGGGCUCCGUCCCAUGUCACUUAACGCAUGUAAUGCCUCUUCCAGAAUUGUGGCCCAUUUGCACAUUUUAAAGAAAUUUUUUUUUAAAAAAUGCCUGUACAGAUUUUUAUACCUUCUUUUUUUAAAAUUUGCUUCUAAAUCUACUCCUCUGCUUCCUAUCUGCUAGAGAGUUCCUUCUGUCACUUUAAAGAAUGCAUUUAAAAAAUGCAGCCUUUCAGUAUUAACACUAAAGACCUCCCUGUACGUGGGUACUAUGUAAUUGGCAGUAUUACGUGGAAAUGUAGCACUUCUUCAAGAAGCUUCUGUUCUUCGGAGCUGAUGCAUGUUGUGCAGACCUGCUUUUUUUAUUCUGCUUCUGUAGUAGAGGGAGUUCUGUCAAAACUCCUUCUUGAUAAGCACAGUAGUUAAAAAAAAAAAAAAAAAUGCAUUCUUUUUAACUUUACAGUGAGAGCUGCAUUGGGGAGUACUCCAAAGCACAUAAGAGGUUUAAAACUGGGAUUUUGGUUUGGUCAGGCUUAAGUCUGGGGAUCGCUCUACAGAAUUCCAGUUCCAAGCUGAGGCAGGAUUCACAGUUAACCCUGCAACUGUCAGGUGUCUGGAUCUGUUCCUGCUCUGGUCUUUCACUCGCAGGGUAGGACAUAGUUCAUUUCCAAAGUAAAUAAUGCACCUAAUAGCAAACUAUAAAACUCUGUGGUACUUAAGGGAUUGGAUUUAGCAGUUAAUCAGUCUGCACCAGACAGAGCCUCCUGCCAUGCUCUUUUUCGAUCCUCUUUGGGUUCUUACGGUGUUUCGCCCAGUCUGGGAGGAUGGAGAUGCUAAAGGGCUGUCCCAAGCGCCAGCAGUUGGCGGUGGUAUGAAGUGGCCAGUUUACUUGACUAGAAAUCAAGCCUUGGAGUUGUUUGGCUUCCCCACUAACCUGGGGAGAUGAGGAUUUUUGAAAAUCGUGCAGGAAAUAAGAGAUGGACACGCUGUUCUCUCCAGGGUAGCUUCCAAACUGAAUGUCAGACUUGGCCUUUUGAAGGAAGAUUUAAAAAGCCUUGCCAGAGAUUCAGACUUAGCUAGCAAUAAUAGGGGGGAGCUGUGCAGCCUCUCUGCCUGAAGAGCCUUGUAUAUACAAGUCUUUGUUAACCAGAACUGUGUUUAAUCCUCUGAACCAGAACACAGGAUCUACCCAGCCUCAGCAGCAAAAGCUCAGAUAGGGCUUGGCCUCAACUGUGCUUUGCUUCUACCAGCCAGAGUAACGGGGUCCAAGCCUUGUGCCAAGAGGGGCUGUGCCUCAUUUACAGCACGCAGCGCUCUCCGCAGCCUAGCUCCCGAGAAAUAGUUGGCAGGGACAAUCUUUAGGAUUACUGGUGGAUCGGAGAGCUGCUGCUUAGCAGAGGGCUGAGUAGCUCUGUGGGUAUCUUCAGCAGAUCACACAGCACACCUUAAUGUUACCUGGUGAGAACUUGGUGUGGGAGGGAGGGAAGCACUAGGCUGUACAAAAUGAAGGUGUGGGCUAUAGGUUUGGCGCCUCUGGCCGGCAGUGUUUAUAUAGUAUAGCCUCAAACUGCAGAGUGGGAGAGAAAGUGCGUGCAAGAGCUGUGCUUCUCUUGGAGCCAGAGGCUCCCUGCUUUGGAGCUUGCUCCAUUUUCAAUAAUGGUGUUGGAACAAAACACUGCUGAGUUGAGAAUCUCUAUAUGCACUAUUUUUUUUAAAUGAAUAGUUCCCUGCUCUUUGUAUACGUAUCAGUACUAAAUCUGUAUGAUGUUUAGAUUAAAAAUACCCUUCCUGACACUUGUGUUCCUGUAGCUCAAAUUCACAGUCCAAGAAAGUAGUGAUUUGUUCAAGGUAAUUCUUGUAUCACUUCCUACUUUUCUAAAAUAUAGCCCAGAAGAGCCAGCGAUGUCUCGGUGGGACUAUAAAUUAAAGACAGACUUCUUUCUUCAACACAGUAUUCAGCUUUGAGUGUUCUCUGGUCUUUUUCUUUUCUUUUUUUUUUCUUUUUUCCUCCCAUGACUAUACUCUGGGUAGAGGUACAAAGCCCGUGGGAAUCUGACGGGUAGCUUUUGCUAUUUCCAUAGAUGACCACCCCUCAGCCCUCUCCUUUCUCUGAAGCAGCCUCUUACAGAGUAUGUGUGAACUUAGAGGCCCGUGGAUAUUCAAGCAAUAGUCUUGUUUUGAAAUGAAGAUCAAGAAAACCGCAUUAUCUGUAGGUAUUCUAGUUUUGUAUUCUUGUCCUAACAAGCCUAUUUUGUUUUUAUAUAUUUUUUUAUAUGCAGCCUUUUACACAACAGUAUUAAUGUUUAAUGCGUUUAUAAAUGUGAUUGUAAAUGGUGUGGAGUUUUGUUUUUUUUUUUUUUACAGGUUGGUAAUAUCUAGACCUUGUAUUUGGAUUUAAUCACCUGCUCUAGAAGUAGUGUGGAGUCUAACGUUUUUCUAUUAGCACUUCCACACCUGCGUAUAGUGUUACAGUACGUCAUGUGAAGCGGUGAUUUAUCUGAUGGCCUGAUCUUGCAAAUGUGGAAACUCUUGAGAAACUUCACUUUUGGGGCAGAUGGUGUAAGCAGGAUUGGCACCCAACCAUGUAUCUCCAGGUUUUCGAGUUGCUUUGACUUGCACCAGUAUUUUCCCCUGCAUUACAGACCAGGGUUUGUCAUCUUAUCCUAGCUACUUCUCGUCCCUCCAGCAACGUGAGAUGGAAAACGUGACCCAACAAAGUUCUGAGACGUCCCGUUCUUGGCUCACGUGGAAUUGUCAGGGUCCACUUGGACUUUGCAAGUUGAAAACGGUCAUUUAGAGCUGUAGAGAUCAAUGGGCUGGAGCGGGUGAGGUCUUGCCUUAAGAAUCCUGGUGCUCGUUCAGGAAACAUCGUGCACCCCCUUCUGCCUGCCUGCAGCUGGGUGCAGCAGGGAUUUGGAUCUAGAAUUGCUUUCAGACACCCUGUCUGAAUUAAUAGUGGCUUUUUGCUUGUGGUACAAGGCCCUGUCAGUUAGAAACUUCUUUACUUAAAUGUCUGUAGCAGCACUUAACAAACAAACUCUCCCCCUGGAGACUUUCUUGGGGAGGAGGAAUUCUUGCUGAGCAGAGUUUGUGCCCUACGUGUUGGGACUCUUAGCAUAGCUGCGGUCGCGCAUGCUGCUCUUUGCAGUGCUCGCUGGUGUUUUGCAUGCAGGGAUCUUAAUGGUUUUAGCAAAGCCUGUCUCCGUAACGCUCCUCUGUCCUGCAGCGCUGAACCGUACGCAAGCUGUUUCAGAUGCCUCGCUACUGCCAGCAGCCGCUCUGAAAUGAAUCUGGGAGGAUUAUGUUGUUUCCAUUGUCAAAGCCCAAGUCUGUAAAAUGGGAUGUCCUGGCAGCAGGGAAGGUACAGUGAAAACCUGAUACGCUGUUACUCGUGUUUUGGCAGCACUGACACUGUUUUUUUGUCUCCUGAUCUACUUGGAAGGUGAUAACACCCCUGCCCUAGGGACAAGGAAAGCUUUGUGGGCUUGCUUUCUUUGGGAAAGGUGGGACAAGUAGCUGCUGGAGCCGUCGAGCUUGUUUUAAGAUGUGGCUGCAGAGUCUGCCUCAUGAUGAACGACCCCAGCUAAGCCUCUGUCACCUGAACGUACCCGUACACAAAGCGUGUGUAGUUGGGGGUGUCACCGCUUUCCCCUUCUCUGGGGGGUUAGAACAACACUAAGCCUAGGCAGGCCCUGGGCAGUUUUAUAUUAAAUAGCAGCAAGUGUAUAAAACUUUUCUUUAUUCCAAUUACUUUGUAUUCUGGGAACGUUGUUUCCCCAAAUCCCGAGGGAGCGGGCAGGGGGGACCGGCCUUCAGUCUGUCUCGUGGCAGCAGCGUCACUAAUAUCCUGCCUUUCUCAAGGUUCAAGCUCUUGUCAUCCUUGUUCGUGCGUAUAGUUAAAUCCAAAGCUAAAAUGAUAAAUCACCUUUCACGUGCCGUCCCUGCCUUUUUCCAUGUAUGUCAUAACAUUCAGUACGUCGUUGCAUUUUGUAUGUAUAAUUUUAUACAAUAAAGCAAUAGAUUUUGGGGUA